Molecule: messenger RNA, 6001 nt
Organism: Uranotaenia lowii
Lineage: Eukaryota; Metazoa; Arthropoda; Insecta; Diptera; Culicidae
Gene: cpx
Product: complexin
Exons: 7
Coding region: 837-1298 (153 amino acids)
Biological process (GO): synaptic vesicle exocytosis; regulation of neurotransmitter secretion; neurotransmitter transport
Cellular component (GO): terminal bouton; SNARE complex
Molecular function (GO): syntaxin binding
Source: RefSeq, a predicted model, not a curated record
CAGAAAAUCUGUACGUGUUCUUGACGUUGUCGGUCGCUCGGUUUGGACAAAAUUUUCCGUUUCUCUGUUUUUUCGAUGGUGCAAAAGUGCUGUGCUAUUUGUGCUAUUCUAAAAUAGUGCUGUGUGUCGUUUCUAGUUGUUUUCUUGAAAUUUGCGUUUUUCAUCGUGUCGUUGUCUCGGUGUCUGUCGUUGUAAGAAAAGUUGUCGAAAUCCGGAUGAAAAACAUUAUCGCCUUGGCUCGAUAGGAAAAGGAUUUCGUUGCCACGGGGAAGUGUAGCAAAUUGUAAACUCUGUUUCAGCUAGUGCUCUCGUGUGGAUUUGUGGUGUGUAGUAUUUUCCUUUUCCGGGGGUAAUAUCGGAAAUUCCAGGAAUACACGUGAUCCCGUUGAGGAUUGUACUCUGUAAUCAGCGAUAAGAGUUGAGACUUUUGCUUUGCGUUUGAAACGACGACGUGAUCGUGCGAAGCUGAGAGAGAGAAAAAAUAAAAACCAUAAGAAGUAGAAACUGCUGUGUUCAUAAAUUUUAGGAACUUUCCUUUCGCAUUUUAACCUACCGGUUAGCUUUUGUUUCCGGUUCUAAACGUGAUCGAGGAAUAAAUUUUGGUUUAAGCUCUCUGUCUUUUAGGUGAGAGGUUUAGAAAAAAUUAAACAAAAGGAAAAAAGUGAUAAAAAACGGAAAACUUUAACCCAACAAAGAACAAUAAGUGAGAACAGCAAUUAGAAGUGUUGUGAAGUGUGUUUAUAGAUCAGUGAAGAGGAGGUCCAUUUGUUGUUGUUGUUGUUGUUGUUGUUGUUGUUGUGAGAGGAAGAAAAACAAACAAAUAAACAACAAACACAAUGGCGGCGUUCAUUGCUAAACAAAUGGUGGGCAACCAGCUGAAUGCGGUAAAAGGAGCUGCCGGAGGCGGUGACGGAGGUGACGAUGAGAAUGACAAAGAGAAGGAGGAGGAGGCCGAGCGCGAGCGCCAGGAGGCCAUCCGCGAAGCCGAGGAACGACGGAAGGAGAAACACCGCAAGAUGGAGGAGGAGCGGGAAAAGAUGCGACAGGAAAUCCGGGACAAAUAUAACAUAAAGAAAAAGGAGGAAGUGGUCGAAGCAGCACCACCCCAGGAAGAACCCAACCCGCUGAUGCGGAAAAAGAAAACGCCCGAAGAGCUGGCCGCCGAGGCGGAACAGGAAGAUCUGGACGACUUCACGAAUGGAGACCCGUCAAGCGGUAAUAGAAAAUUGAAGAACACCAUCGAGACGCAGGUGAACGAGAUCAAAACGCAGAUCGAGGGAAAAUGCUCCUUACAGUGAUUAUGCAUCAACCGUAUUCAGCAGUAUAUUCAAUAAUAUUAAACUUAAUUUAAUAAUAAACAGAAGAAAACAGAAAAAUGAAGGAAUGAGAAAACAGCAGAAUGCAAAUAUUAUAGACAAAAAAAAAAAACAAAAUAGUAAUUAUUUAAUGAAGAAAAAAGGUAAAAACAAAAAAGUCAUGAAAACAAGUAAUUAAAAAAAUAUUUAAAUGUAAAGUUUUAAAUUAACCUUCAAAGAGAAAAUAGAGACAGAAAAAAACAUUCCAUUUGAAAGGCAUUGAUCGCACCACCACCACCACCACCACCAAACCACCUUCAACAACCACAACCACAUAGUCACAAUCGACAACCACAACACGACAGAGCGCAAGCGACGGAGAGCGGACAGCAAAACCAAUAGGCGUCGUCGACGAAGCAGAACAAUAGGAACCACCCGCCAUGAUCAGUACACACGUACGUGGGGCGCUCUCAGCUGCUCGAUCCUCGACUGAGAAAAAGAGCGAGCUAAAGAGAAGAAAAAAGCAGAAAAGAGCGAGAGAGGAAAAACUUUGCACUCAUUUACCAGUUCAGUAACCAGAAUCAUCGAAAUCAGUAUCAGUAGCACAUAUACAGAGAAACACAUACAUACAUACAGAGGACAUUUAUUGGAAUAGAUUCAUCAUCAAGAGGAGAAACAAGAAGACGAAAAAAAAAUGCGAAAAAAUAGUAGAUGAACAAAAAAAUAUUGUUAAAUAGGACACCCAGGUGAAUCAACGUUGAUUGAUGGAAAAAAUGUGAUUAUUCAAGUGGAAAACAUUCGAUUGUUCUUCGGGCUGCACGAAAACACCGCGCCACCAAACGACGACUAACAAAUAACCAAACAAGAAAAAAAAAAACAACAACAACAGGGUCCUUUUCGUUUGCCAUAGGUCGGUUUUGUUGUGUAUAGGACAGCAUAAAAACGACAACCGUGUUGUGGCGAAACAAACGCAAAGGUAGCGAAUUCAACGGUGAAAGUGGCAAGCUAACGAUUGGACGAAACGUUGUUGGUGUAACGUAAGUCUAGCGUUAGUUUGACGCUUUGGCAGCUGAAUUGAGGGAAAACCGUCGGUUUAGGCUCAGAUAGGUUUGCAUCAAACUAAAAAUUUUGGAUUUAAGAAUGACGUGAAAACUUAAAACCUGGAAAAACGUUCUGACGAACGUUCGUUCAAGUAUUGUGAUAGGUGACGACAUUUAAAACAAAAUUUGGUAUAGGUGUAAAAGACAGUCAGAAGUCAAACAGAAAACCGACGGUUAAUCCGAAUCAUCGCUGACAGUUAGGACAAAUCGAAUAUUUAGCUUGAAAAUUGUUGACAAUUUGGAAAUAUUAAAACCCAAAAAAAAACACGUUGUAAGUAAAACAAAAUUAAGCCUCUCGAAAGCAAAUCUUAGGUAAAUUACGAACAUUUCAUUUAUUGUCUCGGUGCACUCUCGAGAAAAAAUAACCACGUUGGGCAGAAGCAUUACCCACAGACGCAUCGAUUGUUGUUUGCGAAUUGUUUGACAGUUACGAGUUCUGUUUUAAACCAGAUUUGACAAAAAAAAAGUCUGUUGCAAUGUUCAACGAAGGCACGAUAUAAAGCCAGAUAAGCAAUCGUUCAUCCAAAUUCCUAUUGAGUCUACUGUUAUUCCCUUUUACACAAAUGAUUGUGAAUUUGAUGUCUUUCAAUGAACAAAUUAAGGAAAAAUAAAACCAAAACAAAAAACAGUUUUCCAAGUGCACUUCGAGGAUAUUUGAGGAAACCAAAAUCCCCUUCUAGCGAAUGUCUAACAGCUGUGUAAUGGGUCACAAGUGCACCCCCUAAUGCUUUAAUCGAAUCCUUCCGGAUCUCAAGUCUGUUUAGUAAACUUCGAUGUCGUACUCUUCUUAACCGUCUUCUACUAUGCUGUUUCUGUCAAUGUUGCCAUCGGAGCGGGGAAGCGAAAAUUUGCCGGGGCUUAGUGAUAAAUGAAAACGUGAUAAUAGAUGAUUUGGGAGCACUGCCGAAUUUUCGCUUCCAACCAGCUCUCAAGCCUAUCGACUCAAACAAACUUCUAGCAGUGGAAAUUUCUUUUCCACUUGUCAAAACGCUGGACAAAUCGUUCCCACCAGAUGGCGUUUUCGAAACAUUCAACACAACUAUCACAUUCCUCUACCAGAUUGCAUGGAAACUGGUUCUCAACCAACAAAAAAAAAAUACAAUAACAGACAUUCACCAAACAGGCUGUCUAACAACAAAUCUCCCAAGCUAUUAUGUUUCACCAUACACUCUAUUUAAUGUUUAUGUCGCGCUCAUUGAUGUCGUGUCGCUAGUAGUCAAUGUAUUGAAACCCAUAAGCAACAAUCUACUUGAAACAUGAAAUCAGAAAAGAAGUCAAGCUACGAAAAAAAACAAAACAAUAGUUUUAUCUGUUCCGUAUGAAAACAAACAAUAAAAUGAACCCAAAACAAACAGAAGUGAAAAGCAACACAAUGCAGCUUAUUAAGCAAACCACGCAGUAUGUUUAACUCUCUAUCCUAUCGUUGAAAAAAGAAGAAAAAAAAACAUUGAUUAGUGAAAAGUAAAUAUUGAACGAAAUUAGCAACAAAAAAAACGCAUAAUCUAUAUACAUUCUCCUUCGACCACAUCAACAUACCAACACACACGAACACGAAUUCUCUUCUUUACCGGAAAAAAAGACAACAGUUUCUCAACUUUUAGAAGAACAACAAUCGGCUUCGGAUCUCACUUAAUAGGUUGUAUCUCUACAAGGUAAUCUCGAAAACAGCAAUAACAAUGUCAAGUAUACUUUUUCAACUUCAACUCUAUAUUCUCCGAUCUGAUCGAUUGUUGUUUUCCGAGUCCGAAAAAAUAAAACGGAAAUCGGAAAGCGGCACCCAUCGAUUACGCAACCUUUUUCGCAAGCUGACCUCUACAAUCAGCAGCAAACACUUUCAAAUUGUAUGUUUUUACGUGAAUGCAUUGUUUUGAAGCAAUACAGACAACUGAAACCGACAUUUAGGAACAUACAUUCCACGAAAAAAAAAAUGAAAGAAGCAACCAAAACAAAAACAAACCAAAAAAAUUAAAACAAUUGACAACGUUUGUUUAUAAUUGUUGAAGAGAAUUAAUGAAAAAGUUACACAUUAAAAUAAAACACAAAAAAAAACUGUUGAAAACUCUGUUUUAUUUGUUUCCAAAACAUCAUCAAUUCAUUGUUCAGGCACUCACAUCAGCACCCAUGCUUUCAUGUCACGUCACAUCACCCCCUCGAAAAAAAAAGAAAAAAUUAUAUCAUUCGACUGAGAGUAAAAUCAUCCAAACCCAUUUGGUGUGAUGGUGAAAAUUUGCCACUCAUCAACAAAACAAAACAAGAUCACCAUCACCAUACACGAAAGUCGCGCAAAAUGGGUCAUCACAAACAAAUAACUGAACAUGAGAUAAACAGAAACAUUCGAAAACAAUAUUAAGUGUCAAUUAUAGUAGUUUGGACAGAAAGGUUUGAAGAUGGAAAUUGUUCUAUAUUAAACGUUACCAAUAACAGAAACAAACAAAAACAAAACACAAAUAUUACGCAAUAUGCCUCACACUCAUAAACACUCGUAAAAAGAAAACAACCGAACUAGAAUGACGGUGUCAUCCAGGUUUUAAAUAAAUAUAAGAGUCAACGCGUUUUCAGAUGGCAGCACUGUGCCAGUAGCGUAUGUAAUCCAUAGGAGAAAAAAAAUUCAAAACCAAACACAUACAAUGUAGUAGGCGUUGAGCGAGAUUCAGCUCCUCAUCGAAACGACAUCUAUUCUCAAUAACCAGCAUCAUGUAACACACGUGUUUGAAAGUUGACAAACUUGCUACUAUAUCCAGCUAAAUUUAACGAACCAAAAUCAAAACCUUUCCAAAUCCAAACCCAGCUAUAGAAGUUAAACUGUUUCAAAAUAUCAAAACCAACAAAUCAAGAGCAUUUAUUUACAGUUACAAUCCCCCGUUUUUUUUCUCUUAACAAUCAUCUACGAACUGUGGAAAAAAAUCCGCUUGGUCAAAUCAUUACUAUUUUUGCAACUGUUGAAUCUAUCGAUAAUUUUAAUGCACACCUGUAGUGUAAAAAAUCUAGUUCAAAAUAGAGAAAAAAAAUCUUUCCAUAACACUUCUAACAACUAUAAUUGAAACAAAUUGCAAACUUUCACUCGUAGAAAAACAUAUUCUUUCAAAACUAGAACGAUUUCCUGCCUCGUUAGUUUCCUUACUUUCUGAGUGUCUCAUUAGACACACCUCAAAUCUCUCGCAACAAAUUUCCGUGGCCCCGGAACAGAAGUAAUUACCAACAACCAAAAGAAUUAAUCGAAAGCAAAAAUUAAACAAACGGAUUCCGCGUGCCACAUAUAACAAAAAAAUCCCCUUUCACACUAACACACGCUUAUUUUAGCAGCUACAAAAAUAUAGUUGAGCCGUUAAAUACCAGAAACAAGGAACGAAGAAAAAGAACAAGAACCAAAAUGGUAGGAGAAAAAAGUUUAAGCAAAAGCGAGAAAAAAAUAUGAUAAAACCAUACAUAGUUAAAUAAAUACCGAAUCUGACUUAACUUAAAAAAAAACAAACAAAGCUAGUCGAGAAAGAAUAAACAACAACCAACGCAUCAUACCAAAAAAAAAUAUAAACAAACAAAUAAAUGAAUAACAAUCCAAGCAAGCAACCAACCAACCAAACCAACCGAGAGUGGAAAACAAAGAAA